Messenger RNA from Aspergillus wentii DTO 134E9, 315 nucleotides. RefSeq names its product putative NADH-ubiquinone oxidoreductase 12 kda subunit. Bases 1 to 315 code for a protein of 104 amino acids. Lineage: Eukaryota; Fungi; Ascomycota; Eurotiomycetes; Eurotiales; Aspergillaceae. The record is from RefSeq and is a predicted model, not a curated record. The transcript has 2 exons.
AUGCCUACCCCCGAGUCCGCCGCGUUCCUGGCUAAGAAGCCCACCGUCCCUCCGACCUACGAUGGCGUCGACUUCGAGGACAGCGCCGCCGUCCACAACGCCCGUGACGCUAUCAUCCGUGAGCAGUGGGUGCGCAGCAUGAUGUCCCGAUUGGUCGGGGAGGAAUUGGGCAAGUGCUACGCCCGAGAGGGUGUUAACCACUUUGAGAAGUGUGGUGUCUUGAGAGAAAAAUACUUCGAGCUCCUCAGCGAACGCAAGAUCAAGGGUUACCUUUUCCAGGAGAAGAACACUUUCGGCGAAUCGAAAUCGCAAUAA